AGAUCUAGAGAGAUGGGAAGAGCUCCUUGCUGUGACAAGGCAAAUGUUAAAAAAGGACCAUGGUCACCUGAUGAAGAUGAAAAGCUCAAAGCUUACAUGGAGAAACAUGGUACCGGUGGAAAUUGGAUUGUUCUUCCUCAAAAAGCAGGUCUUAGAAGAUGCGGAAAGAGUUGUAGAUUGAGAUGGUUGAAUUACUUGAGACCGAAUAUUAAACAUGGUGAAUUCUCCGAGGAAGAAGAUAGAGUUAUUUGCACACUCUUCUCUAGCAUUGGAAGCAGAUGGUCGAUAAUAGCAGCUCAAUUACCAGGAAGAACCGACAAUGAUAUCAAAAACUACUGGAACACAAAACUAAAGAAGAAACUCAUGUCUCAAAUGGAAGUUUCUUUUCUCCAAAAGAAAAACCAACCCAAUUCCACACUUAACCCACCAUUAAUCUUCAACACUACUACUUCAUCAUCAAUUCCCAAUUCUCUUCCCACAUCCGGCAACCAAUCCAUUUCAAACCCAUCAAAUUUCUUGACUAGCUUUGUGUAUCCUAUUCCUAUGAACAAUUACAAUUAUAAUAAUAGUCCUUUUGUUGGUGGGGAAGCUAGUUGCAGUUCAUCUGAUGGAAGUUAUGGUGGUCGGAGAUCAUUAGAUCCGAUGGAUAAUAAAGAUUAUCAGAUGGGUUUGCAGUUGCAGAACAAUUAUGAUCUUCUUGGUGAUGAUGAUCAGUUGAUGAUUUUUGGUCAGAGUCAAAUGGAGUAUGCCGGCGGUAGCCUCGAGGAGAUUAAGAAUCUUAUUAGUAGUACAAAUUUAUGUAGCACAAAUAUGAAUUACUUUUUUGAUGAAAUUAAGGCAGAGGAAAAGGUCAUGUACUAUAAUGAUGCUUGA
Messenger RNA from Impatiens glandulifera, 873 nucleotides. Its product is annotated as transcription factor RAX2-like. The transcript has 3 exons. The record is from RefSeq and is a predicted model, not a curated record. Lineage: Eukaryota; Viridiplantae; Streptophyta; Magnoliopsida; Ericales; Balsaminaceae. Bases 13 to 873 code for a protein of 286 amino acids.